Molecule: messenger RNA, 2907 nt
Organism: Erigeron canadensis
Lineage: Eukaryota; Viridiplantae; Streptophyta; Magnoliopsida; Asterales; Asteraceae
Product: receptor-like protein EIX2
Exons: 2
Coding region: 1-2907 (968 amino acids)
Molecular function (GO): protein binding
Source: RefSeq, a predicted model, not a curated record
AUGGAAACCACUUUUAUUCUCAUUUUUAUAUUAUUCCCGUUCUUUCAAACAUAUAACGCAAUCAGUAACAACAUCAUGGUCACAAAUUCUUCAAACAUCACAUGUAUCCCAAAGGAGCGACAAUCACUGGUUGUAUUCAAACAAGGCCUUACGGAUGAAUCAAAUCGUCUUUCAACAUGGACGGGAGUAAAAUGUUGUGAAUGGGAGGGAGUUGGGUGUGAUAAGAGAAAUGGCCAUGUUGUCAAACUUGAUCUUCGAUCUCCAUUAUCUUUCAUUGACUACUAUAUAUCAUCAAACACAAGGAGGAGCUGGCUAAAAGGUAAGGUUAGUCCUUCAUUACUCAACUUGAAGUAUUUGCGUUACUUGGACCUGAGCAUGAACAAUUUCACGGGGCAAAAUAUUCCUGAAUUCUUUGGGUCAUUCAAAUAUUUGGAAUACCUAAACCUCUCUUUCUCAGGUUUUAGUGGUGUAGUCCCCCCUCAUCUAGGAAAUCUCUCAAGGUUAGAGUAUCUUGAUCUCCAUCUCUUAUAUAGGUACGACAUGGUACCUCUCUCGUAUGACGUUUCGUUGAUGGUCAAGGAUGAUCUACAGUGGAUGUCUUUGUUGUCAUCGUUAAAGCAUUUGGAUUUCUCAGGGAUAACAAUCGGUAACCAUAUUGAUUGGUUCCAUCCAAUUAAUAUGUUACCUUCUUUGCUUACACUCAACUUGGCCUUGUGUGACAUCAAUUUAUCCUUUAUAAAAUUCAUCAAUUUCACAUCUCUUAAUUCACUUGAUCUCUCUUUUAAUGGUAUCAACUCCACUUUUCCAGUCUGGUUAUCAAACCUUAGUAGCCUUGAGCAUCUAAACCUUGAGAAAAACAACUUCCAUGGCCGAAUAUCCGAUUUUAUUGGGACCUUGAGCUCUCUUUCUUCCAUCGAACUUUCAUCAAACCAAUUGUCUGGUCCAAUACCUCCCUCACUUAGUGGCCUGUCAUCUCUAAGAGUGCUCGAUCUUUCAAUGAAUCAAUUGUCUGGUCCAAUACCUCGUUCACUUGGUGGCCUAUCAUCUCUAAGAGUGCUCGAUCUUUCAAUGAACCAAUUGUCUAGUCCAAUACCCCGCUCACUUGGUGGCCUAUCUUCUCUAAGAGUGCUCGAUCUUUCAAGGAAUCAAUUGAGUGGGAGCAUACCCAAAAGUAUUGGACAAAUGUCAAUGCUUGAAGAACUUCAACUUUCUGUAAAUCACUUGAGUGGGGGCUUGCCUAAAAGCAUUGGACUACUUACGAGGUUACAUGAGCUCUCUCUUUAUAUUAAUCAAUUGAGUGGGAGCAUUCCCACUAGUCUUGGUGAGCUCUCAUCCCUUUUUAAACUAGAUGUCUCUUAUAACUCGUUGGAUGGGGUUCUUUCUGAAAUUCACUUUAUGAAACUCAACAAUCUAGUCGUGUUAGAUUUGUCUGAGAAUUCAAUAACGUUCAAUGUGAGCCCUAAUUGGAUUCCACUUUUCCAAUUGAACUAUUUUCGUGCAAGCUCCUGCAACAUCGGACCUCAAUUCCCAAAUUGGCUUCAAACAUCAACAUAUAUUAUAGAUAUACAUCUUUCCAAUUCGGGUAUUAGAGAUAGCAUACCGGAAUGGUUUGAGAACAUCACAUUUCAUCUUGGCUUUUUGGAUUUGUCAGAAAACAAGAUCGGUGGAAAUUUGCCACGAAUGAGAAAUCCAGGUAUCGUUGCAGUUAAUCUUGCGCAAAAUCUCUUCAACGGAAGUGUUCCAACACAUUUAUGCGAGUGGUCUAGUAUAAGGCUACUUGAUUUAUCAAAUAAUAACUUCUCUGGAGUUCUCCCCAAAUGCGUAGGAAACUUAAUUCAUUUACAGGUGAUGGAUAUAAAAAAUAAUACUCUAACGGGUGAUGUUCCGAGUUCAUUAGGUUUUCUUUCAAAUCUCGAGUCAUUGCACUUGAGCAACAACAAAUUUAAGGGCAAUCUACCGGUGGCUUUACAGAACUUGACGCGCUUAGUCACUUGUGAUUUAGGGAAAAAUUUGUUGACAGGUGAUAUUCCAUCUUGGAUUGGAAAUAAGUUAUCCAAGCUUAGAAUCUUGAAUCUCCAAUCAAAUAAUUUUAUGGGUAAGAUUCCACCGAAACUGUGUCAAAACAACGCUCUUCAACAUUUAAACUUGGCAAAUAAUAACAUAAGUGGAAUGAUCCCUCAUUGUAUUUAUAAUUUAACUGGUAUGAUAGUGACUAGUGUUGACUUUCAAUACUAUGCCUCUCCAUAUGAAGAAAAUAUUGAGAGUUACAUAAAAGGUAUACAGUUGAAGUACACCAAGACACUUAAGUAUCUUACGUCCAUAGACUUCUCAAGCAACCAAAUUAUUGGUGAAAUUCCUGAUGUUUUAAUGAACCUAGCAGCUUUGAACAACUUGAAUCUUUCUAGAAACUUGUUAAGUGGACAGAUUCCGACAAGGAUUGGAAAUCUAAACAAAUUGGAAUCUUUAGAUUUUUCGAUGAACUUGUUGUCUGGUGGAAUUCCUCAAAGUUUGGCUACCUUAAACUUUCUAAGUUACUUAAAUCUCUCCUUCAAUAACUUAUCUGGUCAAAUACCAUUUGGAAGCCAGCUCCAAACUUUAGGUGACCCAUUAGCUAUUUAUGGAGGGAACAAUGAGUUAUGUGGACCCAUACUAUUGAGAAGUUGCAAUAGAAAGAGCUUACCAGAUACUCAUGUUAGUGACGAAGACGGUAAUAUUGAAAUCGAAGAUUUUUGGUUGUUAAUUACCAUAAUUCCUGGUUUUGUUGUCGGAUUUAUGGGAUUCAUUGGUAGCUUGUACUUCAUAAAAGAAUGGAGGCUAGUUUACUUUGAAACUAUAGAGAAUGUUUACUCAUGGCUUGUAGUAUGGAUUAUAGUGACUCUUACACGAAUACAGAGGAAGAUUUUCUAG